CAAGUGCAGCAGCAAUGCAAUUUAAUGCAUCAAAUUGCAUUUUAAACUUUUGAAAACGCGCCCCAAAAACGUCAACGAACUAUCUCGGCAUUAAGUAACAGCAAGAGCGAGUGAGACAGCGCAACCGAGAAAGAGAGACACAUUCAAUUUGCAUAGUAAGCGGUAAAAUAAAAAAUUCAACAGCUUUUCAAUCAACAUGUCGCACGAACCGCAAGAGAAGCAAAUCAUCUCAGCCGACAUGGACACCUCCAAAGUGGAGGUCAUUGUCUACACCAAGUCCGAUAAGACGCUCAAGCAGAACAUGAAUGCCAAGGACGAGGCGUUGCGGAAACGCACCUCACUCAUCAUUGUGCCACAGCAGGUGGACAUCAGCACAGAUAAUGACAACAGCAACAUCAGCAGCAACUCAGUCCACGAUCAGACGCAUGCCAAAGCCGAGCAGCCGGAUGCAGAGGCAAAUACCAACGAGCUGGAUCUGGCCGAGGUCACACACUUGCAUGGCAAUCGCAAUUCGAUUGCCAGCAUGGACAGCUGUGUGUCCACAACGACCAGCCAGAGCAAUCAGUCUAGCUUGGGCAGCUCCACCAACACCAACACCACAACCAGCACCAGCAGCAGCAGCAGCUCGGAGGACGCACAUGCUGCCUAUCAGGAUCUGCGCAAUGGCAAUGCACACCCUGGUGAUGGCGAGGGCGACGGUGAGUGCGAGGAUGAGGAGCUGGCUGCCAUGCACUCGUCCACAUGCACCUCCCCCUCCUCCGUGUCGUCCAACUCCUGCUCCAGUUCGGUUGAUUACUCGCUGCGCGAACAGUUAAAAAAUUAUGCAAAUCGCUCCGCCGAUGAACAAUUGAAGUGUGUCGAUAACUUGCCCACUGUGGCCCAAUUGCUCAAGGGCAUGAGUCUGCCCAUGGACCAGACCACAGCUGCUCCUGUUGCUGUUGCUGGUGUGGGACUAAUGCACUGUGAUGCGCUGCUGAGUCCCCAAGAGGCGCCGCUGGGCCGACGCUAUGCUGAGGUGGCACAAUUCAAAGCGCAUGGCAAGGCGAGAACAACUGAGCUGAGCAGCGCAACAGCGACAUCCAAUGUUGCAGCAGCAACUGCUGGUGUGGCCGCAGUGGAUGCAGCAACACUUGCCAAGAACAACAGCAAUCACAAUACACAGCAACAACUACUGAAAUCUCAGCCAAAUGCAGCGAGCCAAAUCAACAAUAUCCACAACAAGAACAAUAACAACAACAGCAGCAACAGACGCUCAACAAACGGCAAUGAAAUUGUCCACAAUGUCGCUCCCAAUUCAAAUCUAGCUGCAGGCAAGGGUAACAGCAACAGCAGUAAUAAUAAUAAUAAUAACAACAACAAGAAUAUUGCGAUGACUGGCGGCCACACAGACGCCUUGGCCUCGACUCAAACAAGUGGGCAUAGCCGGAGCAGCAGCAUGGAUGCGGAUAUCGAGGAUGGCGAUGGCGAUGUGGUGGAUGCGCAUGGCGGUGCCUUUGAGGAUGACAUGCUGGCGCUGUUGCCGAAGUGCGGGGCGAGCCACUCCAGAGAUGAGCUCAGUCAGUCACGCACAUCUCUCGUCUCCAGCUCGGAGGGUGGCAUACUGGCCGAGGGCGAAACAUCCAGCGAGGAGAGCUCACGCGACUCCAGCGAUAAUUCACCGCCUUGCGACCUGGGACUGGUCGAGCGUCUGAUACUCACGCAUCCCAUGUGGUUUCUGCCGGGCAUCCAACGGUCCGGCGCCGUUCACUUGCUCCAGGGCAAGGAGGAGGGGACGUUCAUAGUGCGCGGCUCCAGUCAGCCCAACACCAUGGCAGUCUCGGUGCGCUUGCCUCCGGACACGGGUCCAUAUAUCGAACACUAUCUGAUACAAUCGCUGGAGAAUGUGAUGAGUCUAGAGAGCUCACGCUUCAAAUUCUCUUCCAUUCCGGCACUGAUAGCCCACUACGCCCAGUGCUGCGAUGAGUUGCCCGUACAGUUGAUGCUGCCCCGAGUGCUGCGUGAGGCGAACAAUCGUAAAAAGUUGUCUUCCCUGGCACUGCUCGGCCAGGAGUUCUGGAGCUAUGCAAGCAGCCCGGCAGUCGUGGGUCCACCCAUUUUAGGUGCAACGCAGAAAACCUCCGCCACGGACCAGCUGUUGGAUGCCAAGUCCCCGCUCUCGCUCACAGAGACCAGCGGACUAGGCACGGCAACUUUCUUCAGCGAUGCACCCAAGCCAUCUAACAAUAACAACAACAAUGUGGUUAGCUCGGCCGCACCAGCAGUAGCCAGCACGCUGUUCAGUCCCACGGGCAGUAGCCAGCUUAUUGGAAUGUUUAGCCAGGCAGGCACGCCCUCGGACACCAACUCAAGCAUGAGCUCGUUCACGACCAGCGGCGGCCAGCACAUGCCGCUGAUGAGUCCCAAUUCGGUGGACUCGGUCAUACUGACCAUGUCGCCGGUGGUUGAGACGCCCAUGGGCACGUCGACUCCGCGUCCAGGCUUCCUGCCCUGCAACGGUCCCCCUGCGGAGCAACUGCCCAGCUCAGUCAUCAACAAUCUUAGCACAUUCAAGGGCAAUGGCAAUACAAUCAGCGCACCAAACAGCGGACCCGGCAAGCUGGUCAACAGCCUGGCCGAGCUCAACCAUGGCGCUAUGAUCGGUGAGGUGCGGCCCCAACGACCGAAGCCCCCGAACACAUUGAAUCUCAAGCCGCCAGCACCGCCCUUGCGUUGGUCUAAGCCGCAGUCGCCAGACCAGCAGCUGACUGCUAGCAACAACUUUACGGUGACCACCACAGUCACCUUCUCUAUGGAUGGCAAUGCGAACAAUGGCGGUACGCAAGCCAGUGCUGCGGCGAACACAACAAAUCCGGCACAGAUUGUUGAGGUGACGACUCCUGCAUCCACAAAUCCUUUCAAUUCGGUGCUCAAUGGGAAUCCGAGCACUUUCCAGACCUUUUCGAAGCGACUGUCGCCGGAAGGUGAAUGCAAGGACACACUGUCCUCGCAGGGCUCAUCAAACGAAAGUCGCUGGCAGUCGCAGUCCAGUCGCGAUUCAAAUAAUAGCCAACGCAAAAUACUUUCUCCAAUAACGCCGAGCGGCGCCCAAGGAUUAGCGAGCCAUGGCGGCAGCAGCGGCAAGUCACGGAAGUCUCGCGCACGCUUGGAGUCUUCCACGCACUACAAGAAGUCAGAUAUUCUGGAGAGCCCGCAGAUGUAUUGCGGCAGUGCCCUGAUCGACAAGACCAGCGACUAUGAGGAUGUCUGGUCGCCCAGUGACCAAACCCGUCUACUGACCAGUUUCAAGCCGGCGCCAGACACACUGGGUCGAGUGCACAAUCGCAGGCCCGAUCUGCUGGCCGAAACACCCAGCACACCGACUCCUACAACCAAUAUACUAUCACCAUGCGACGAUACGAUCGUCCAUGAUGGCAGCCAGCAGCUGUUGCAGUUCUCCGGCGAUGCGCCGCCACGUUGCCGCACCGGCCUUCUCUUGCCUGCUCCACCCAAUGCUGCUGCUGGUGCUGCAGCCGCCGCCGCCAUGACCCAAUCAUUAACAGAGCCAUCCUGCCAAGCAAUGGAGAGCGGCGGUGAUGGCGACACCACGCCCACGGCCGGCCAAACGCCUGGCUCGCGCAGCAAGCAGGGCAGUCCCUUCUACGCAGAGCCCGCCGAUGCGCUUCGCCAGGCCGCACAAGGCAAUGCGGUGGUCGCUGCCAUGGCGGCAAACAUUUUACGUCAACAGCAACGCAAUCAGCAGCUGCCCGCCAAUCAGCGGCACUCGGAGCCACUGAAGGGCGGCCUGCCUUCCGUGCCGCUUCUUCUGCCCGGCGAUUUCGAGAAAAUGGCCGGCAGUCUUGAUGAGCUGAAACAGAAGCAGAAACCGCUGGCGCAGGCGCCGACGACGCAGCAACAGCAGCCGGCAAAGCGCAUUCAAAAUCAAAUCGAACACUGGCAGCUGGACAGUAGCUGGGAGUUUAUGGCAAAGCAGGACGAUGCAACGACACGCAGUGGCGCCAACUAUGGCGACUAUGACUCGACGGCUGACUGGCAAGAGGCGCAGGCACGCGGCCAGACCGGGCCCGAGAAGGAGAACUCCCUAGGUCGCGACAAGGAUGCAAACAAGAAGCGACCAUUGACCGUGCACCAAAUUAUUGCCAAUCGAUUGCCGGAUCUGAAUUUGCCGGAGCUAGUUCGCUGUUCCACGCCACAACAGCUCCUAGCACAGCUGCCAGCGCCUUUGCAGCCCCUGCUGCAAAGCAAUCGGAGCGUUUCGGCCGCCCUAUCAUCGGGGGGUGGUGCCAGUGCGAGUGAGACCAAUGGCAGCCAGAAGUCAUUCCAGAGCCAGAACGGCUGCCGGCUGUCCUCGUACGAUAAUGUGGAACGCACCUGUGCCACCUCGUGGCAGAACUAUUGCGGAGAUAUUGAUUCGGCACAGUCAGACGAUGGCACCAUAUUUUCAGAGCCGUGGGAGUCGUCGCAGUGGGACUCAAACAUUCAGCAUGAUGAGAUGACACUCACCUCGGACACCAUACACCUAUCCAAGUGUCCACCCGCAGUCUCCGAGGACGACACAAUCGUUGAGGAACUCAACAGCACCAAAGAUGGCAGCCACAGUGGCAGCAGCUGCAACCAGGACACGCUCAAGGCGAACAAAAAUGGCGCCAGCAAUAACAAAGUGUGUCGACCAAAGGUGGCCACCAUAUUGCGUAACCCCAGCAUGCGAGAUCGAGAAAUAUUAUGCCACCCCCGUAAUAAGAUCAAUGUGCACAGCGCCGGUCCUGGUGAUACGCUGCGCGCCUACACGCUCCAGCUGGCUCGGGAUCCGAGCUCAACGUUCGCCCGCAACAUCGAGAACUUCAUCUGUUGCACGAAGGAAUCGCGCGAGGCAGCCCCCCAGGUAAUCAUGCGGAACAUGCGCCAGUUCAUGAGCGGCAUGAAGAACUAUCUAGUGAAGCAUGGCGAGGGGAAGUUCCAUGCCGAGAUGCAAGCGGCACGAACGCGCCUCAAGGCCGACGAGUUCCUCAAUCUGGACGCCAUACUUGAGACUGUGAUGCACCAGCUGGUGGUGUUGCCGCUACGGGAGCAUCUCUACGGCAUUUUCGUCGACUAUUACAAGCGCUCCGAGGACAUCCAACUGCUCGCCCAGAAUGUCAAAUACGCCUGCGAACGGGAUCCGGUCGAUUUUGGAAUACGGCCGACUGUGACGCCGCCAUCGCAGUCGGCGUUGCGCAUCAUCGCCAACCUCCUGUGGCGUCUGCAAGAGGCCGAAUUGCCGCUGGACAAGCUCGAGCUCUUCCUCUGCGUCAUCUCGACGGUGUUCGAUGCCACCGGAUGUCCGCGUGGCCAGCAGCUGGGCGCCGACGAUUUUCUGCCCGUGCUCGUCUAUGUGGUGGCCAAGUGCGGUUUUGUUGGCGCCGAAAUCGAGGCCGAAUUCAUGUGGGGUCUCCUGCAGCCCACGCUGCUCAAUGGCGAGCCAGGAUAUUAUCUGACCGCGCUCUGCAGCGCCGUUCAAGUGCUCAAGACGUUCAUGUCCUCCGAAAACGAAAGCGGCAGCGGCUCGCUGGAUUGGCGCGCCCCCUGUCUGCCGGCCUGCUCCAGCGUCCUGCGCGUCAUUAUACCGAAUGAGUGCAAUGGCUCGCUACAGACCCGAACACUGCCCGUACGCCCGCACACGACAACGCGCGAGGUGUGCCGCAUUAUUGCGCACAAGGCGCGCAUCACCAAUCCGCAGGACUAUGCGCUCUUCAAGCUCGUCGACGGCGAGGAGACGCUCCUCACCGAUGCCGAAUGCCCCCAGGAUGUCCGUCUGGCGGCCAAAGGCAAGCAUUGCAUGCUCGCCUACAAGCGCAUUGAUGCGAAAAUUGCUUGGCCCACGGCUACGCAGCCCAGCAAUUAAGGCCCCUAUCCCCAAUUCCCACUCCCCAGUCCCCAGUCCCCCUACUACCCGCAAACUGCUCACUAACUGGCAUAUUUGAUUAAUAAUUUAUUAUUAUUACAUUAAAAUAUACUUAGUAGCUUGUAAGUAAAGCUAAUACAUAAAUAAUACAUACAUACAUAUAUAUACAUCUAAUGUGUACUAAAACGAAACAGUAUUGAGUUAAGCACGCGGUUUUUUUUUUUCUAAUUACAAUAUGGUUAUACUUUUUUUGUCUAAUAAAUAUACACAAAAGAACAUUUUUAAUACAUACUUA
This is a messenger RNA of Scaptodrosophila lebanonensis, 6173 nucleotides long. It is a transcript of the gene spri, whose product is annotated as protein sprint. The transcript has 9 exons. Bases 197 to 5878 code for a protein of 1893 amino acids. The record is from RefSeq and is a predicted model, not a curated record. Gene Ontology annotation, cellular component: cytosol; endocytic vesicle. NCBI's taxonomy places the organism in Eukaryota, Metazoa, Arthropoda, Insecta, Diptera, Drosophilidae. Gene Ontology annotation, molecular function: guanyl-nucleotide exchange factor activity; small GTPase binding. Gene Ontology annotation, biological process: signal transduction; vesicle-mediated transport.